Mytilus trossulus (common blue mussel) is the source of this 1035-nucleotide messenger RNA. RefSeq lists its product as uncharacterized. The coding region runs from base 190 to 1002 and encodes 270 amino acids. The transcript is spliced from 4 exons. NCBI's taxonomy places the organism in Eukaryota, Metazoa, Mollusca, Bivalvia, Mytilida, Mytilidae. The record is from RefSeq and is a predicted model, not a curated record.
AUUUAUAAUACGUAUUCUAAAUUAUAAUAAUACAAAUAAUAAUAUUUAUAGAAUAUUAAAAAUAAUGAUGAGUAAACUAAUGUGUGUUUCGUGACAACAGGAAAUGAACAUCCUUCAUAUAAAUGGCAUUUUCUUAAUAUAUGAAAAGGAUAUAAUAAUCGUAUUAAAUAAUAAAUAUUUACAUUGAAAAUGGUGGAAAUUUAUACAUAUCUGACAUUUCUAACUUUUGUUUCAAGUGCACUUUGUGGCGUGUGUUAUUACACGGACGUGACAGGUUUUGAAGAGAGUUCAUUGUGUCCUGGUACAUGUUGUGGAACAGGAAUAGACCUUUGCUGUGUAGACUCCGGUUCGAUUAUUGCCAUAGUGAUUGGAGUGUUUGUAUCAUUAUUACUACUGCUUAUCCUAACCAUUAUAUGCUGUGCUGAAAGACGACGUUCUAGAAGAAACACAACUGGACAUGCUAGGUUACAGAGAAGAUUAUCUGGGUGGAUGGAAGAGACUAGCAACACACAAAACAAUAGUUUAGCGAUAACAAAUGGAGCUUCUGGUGACCAGGCUCAAAUGCCACCAAGAUACAGUGAUUUAUAUCCACAUCCUCGUUCUUCCACGGGUAACACACGAACUAGUGGAACAGGAUCAGAAGAUAGACGAAGCUUAAUAAGCUCAUUUGGAUCUUUCUUUAGGAACAGUAGUUUGCGGUGGUCAGCAAGACAUGGUAAUAAUUCGGGUGAAUCUUCUCGACAACAAACAUCAGAAACUGAAAUUACACCCAGCAAUGAAACAAACCUUCAUGAACAAAAUACUGAUUCAGUUCAUAAUCAACUAGAUAAUGCAAAUGUUCCGACUGUUAUCGUAUCAGAAGAUUCAGAACCUUCGAUACCCAGUGUCCAGAGUUCAAGUCUUGACAAAGCCAGUUGUAAAAUAAUAUCUGACAGCCGUUCAAGUUUGAUGAAGUCAAUAGUAGAGGCAGUACCUUCAGUCUUUCAAACAACAAACAUGUAAUAGAUUCCAUUGGGCUAAACAUUAUUUUUAUAA